GUUGCAGAUUUCGUUGGUCUUGUUCAACAAACGCCAGCCAUAAACGAGCUGUAGCAUAGCCAACAACCGAACUCGAUGAAGUUCGCAAAGUACUUGGACCAGUCCAAGCUGGGCGAAUGGAGCUCGCAGUAUGUUGGAUACCGAAAAAUGAAGAAACAGCUCAAGCGAAUCGGAUUGGUCGCCACCAUUGCACCGCACUCGUCGGGCGACGAGUCUGCUGCCCCGAAGCCGCACGAUGAUGACACGGAUAGCCAGCCAGCUUUGCAGCCAGAUCAGGACGCGGAACAGUUUUACCAGCAAGAGGCCGUCUUUGUCCAAAUGUUUGACGCUGAAGUGGGCAAAGUCAACGCCUUUUUCAGCAAAAAGAUGCAGGAAGCCAUCACCCAGCAGAAGGAGCUCCAGAACCAAGCCAAGCAACUCACACAGCUGGCCCACGCACCCGAGACAAUUCUGCCCAAGAAUGCCCACCCCGGAGUGGCACGCGGUAUUAGUCGUGGAGAGAUGCUUCGCGCUGCCAACGAGCCUCAUGCAGGUCACCACGACGCGAUCGCCACUUUUGCAGCGCUUGCCGAGACGUACACAUCGCCAGCGGGCGCCAUGGCUGCAGUCCUCAGCAAUCAAGCAGACGACGAUGUCCACCAUCUCACUCAUCCUCAGCCACCGCGCCCUGAAGGGCCUUCCUCAUACAAAACAGCCCUCGUGCCACCAGAGAUUGUGGCCGCAAACUCGGCCCGACUUUCGAGCAACAUGGAAACGACGGGUGAACCAGAAAAGCACGACUCGUCCGAGGAAGACACAGCCGCAUUACACAGCACCAGCGAUUACAUGCCGCGCUCUCCAGAAGCGCGUGCGCAGGCCGCAGCUAUCCGGGAGGACAAAGCAUUCAUACGGCAAAUCAGCACCGAAUCGAGCAAGCGUCCGGCCGUCAAGAGUGCUCUUGCAUCGGCAUUUCUUCCAAUUGCCGCUGGUGUGGCAGUGUCAAACGUCGACUCAUCUCCAAAGCAACUUUCGCUCAAAGCCCCUGCCUCGCUCCCAACUGGCGCUGUUUCUCACAGUCCGAUAGACAAGGCCCGGCAAUCUGCAUCUGCGGCUGCACUUGCCGUGGAGCCUUCACCACCCUCGGUUCAAGCCAAGCAGCACCGACUUGGUCUAGCAACUGUGCUGCACUCUCCCAAUCGGUACAAGGUGGCGCUUCGCAAACUUUCCGCCGCUAUUGCCGAGCACUACCGCUUUCUGGACAUUCUGCGCAAUUACCAUAUUCUUAAUCACACUGCACUCGCGAAAAUCUUGAAAAAGCAUGACAAGACUACGGGCUUCCGAACUUUGGCGGUUUGCAUGGACAAGCUCAAGAAUGAGCCGUUCAUGAAGCUUCGAGAGAAGCUGAGCAGCUUGAUGGAGGACUGCGAGAAACUCUAUUCUGAUGCCAUCUGUGACGGCGAUCGUCGAGCUGCUAUGCGUCGUCUCCGGCUUGUCGAUGAAGAAACGGUUCAGGCAGGGUCUGCUUUUCGACUCGGACUUCUGGGUGGCAUGUGCAUUCCUUUAUUCAUUCUGGUCAUCAUCGCUGUCAGCUCGCGAUACGCGGAUGGCGCCUUGGACGACUUCCAGUCGAUUUGGCUCAUGUACCGUGGCAUGCUUUUACCCAUUUACAUGCUUUGGCUGGUGGCUGGCGAUAUAUGGAUUUGGCAAAAGCGGAAGAUCAACUAUGCCUUUAUUUUCGACUUUAAUGUUCGGGAUCACUUAAACUUUGUAGAGGUUGCCGAAGUUGCGGGCUUUCUGUCAGUGUUUUGGUGCGUCAGCAUCCUGUGUUACACCUUUUCGGACUCGAUUAGUUUUAUUCCGGCGCGGUGGAAUCCCUUGGCUCUUGCGUCAUUCUACGUUCUCUUCAUGUUCAAUCCCUUCCCCAUUUUCCGUCGCUCGGCGCGCUACUGGACUCUUCGCACAUUUGGUCGAGUUAUCGUAUCACCGUUAACAAAGGUCCGAUUUGCCGAUUUCUGGUUUGGAGAUCAACUCAUUAGCUUGGUCGUCGCCCUUUUGGACUGGGAGUUUCUGUUUUGCUACUACAUCACGAGUGCGACGUCCUCAUCUCGAUGCGUCAGUGUAUCGUACGGCGUCCGUCCUGUCAUUACCUGUCUGCCGGCCUUCUGGCGUCUCAUGCAGUGCCUUCGACGUUACCGCGAUACGAAGGCCAAGUUCCCUCACUUGGUGAACGCUGGCAAAUACUCUGCCACGAUCAUGGUCGGCAUCUUCUCUUCAUUGGAUGCGUACUAUCGAGAAUCCCAUCCUGGAUCGUCGUGGAACGCCUUCCGAACCAUCUGGGUUAUUUGUGCCAGCAUUAGCGCAGUUUACUCUUACACGUGGGAUAUCAAGAUGGAUUGGGGUCUCACGGAACGCAAGUACAAGUUUUUGCGCAAGGAGCUGGUCUACUAUCCCAAAUUCGUCUAUUAUUUUGCCAUGGUUCUCGACUUGGCACUCCGUUUCCUCUGGACUUUUACCAUCGCCCCGCAGCAGAAUAUCGGCAACUUUUUGAGUUCUCAAAUCUUUUUGUCCGUUCUUGCCUUUUUGGAAGUUUCGCGACGCUGCAUGUGGAAUAUCUUCCGCUUGGAGAAUGAGCACCUCAAUAAUUGCGGUCAGUUCCGCGUUAUUCACGACGUGCCAUUGCCCUUCCGUCCACUGAAACAAGACGAGGAAGAGGUCCCGCUCCAAGCCGCAAAACUGCGAAACCCUGCUCCGUCCGAACCAGCGAGUGAGCUCCCAUCCCGUGCACCUAGUGUGAUACCUGAGGACAUUUCUCCCGCCCACCUGGCGGCCGUACCGUCCAUUAACAGCACCCUUGCGCCCGAUGAUGCACUCGAUCCGUUCAAGGCCUUGGAGAAGAAGGCUCAAUGAGAACUUUGUUUGUUUGUGUGUGUGGGGGGGGGGUUCUGCCAGUGAUUCCAAGUAUACAUGUACAAUUGUAGUUCUACGUUCAUCCUU
Messenger RNA from Capsaspora owczarzaki ATCC 30864, 2973 nucleotides. Its product is annotated as xenotropic and polytropic murine leukemia virus receptor xpr1. The coding region runs from base 76 to 2886 and encodes 936 amino acids. Gene Ontology annotation, cellular component: plasma membrane; Golgi apparatus; cytoplasm. Lineage: Eukaryota; Filasterea; Ministeriida; Capsasporidae. Gene Ontology annotation, biological process: cellular response to phosphate starvation; phosphate ion transport. Gene Ontology annotation, molecular function: inositol hexakisphosphate binding. The transcript is spliced from 13 exons. The record is from RefSeq and is a predicted model, not a curated record.